Molecule: messenger RNA, 3556 nt
Organism: Caenorhabditis auriculariae
Lineage: Eukaryota; Metazoa; Nematoda; Chromadorea; Rhabditida; Rhabditidae
Source: the annotation of a GenBank genome assembly
AUGCAUUUACGAGGAGCUGCUCGAUUGGCGCGAAGUUACAAUCACAACAGCAUCAUGCCCAAUCGCAAAACUGCCGCGAUUCUAGGUGAAGACGAGGCGAAAAGUGAACAGAGAGCAAUUUUUAUUCAGUUAUCGGAGACGAGAUUCUGAAAGGAACCACAGUCGACACCAAUUCGAACUUUUUGUGCAAAAGGCUACAUGCUCUCGGUGUCAAUGUGAGAAAGGUAUACAUGCCUCCAAAACAUAUAUCACAAAGGUUACUUGGAUAGAUUGCGGUGGUUGGAGAUGAAGUGGAAGAGAUCGCGAAGGAGGUGAGUGAACUGAGCCGCAGAAACGACGUCGUCAUCUCCACCGGCGGCGUCGGUCCAACUCACGACGACAAGACUUACAUCGGCUAGUCCUCAACAACUUUCUCUUUUUCGCUUUAGUUUUUUUCUUUUUCAAAAACCUCUUUCUUUCAUCUGUUCAGUUCUUUCAACCGUUCCCUUCGUUGAUUAAUCUUUCAGAUUGGGUUUAGCCCGUUCGGCGUCGGCUUAUCAUCAUUUUUUUUACUAAGAACUACAGAAGGAAUCUUCUUUUUGAUGAAUUUUUUCGUUAUAUUAAAGGCGCAUACACUGAAGCAGGCCGCGCGCAUCGAAAAGAAGCUUUCAGGAAGGGUUCUGUGGCUCGGAGGAAAAAAAAACCUUGAUAAGCUGUCGCUGAAUGUGCUGUAGGUUUGACUAUUACAUAUCCAACAAACACGAGAAAUUAACUUAACUUUGGGGUUUCCGAAUCAUUAUAUAGGGCAUGAAGUUGAGAAAAGUUUUUUAUGAUAUCCCCAAACAAAAAGUAAACAACUUCCUUCCCAGGACUUGCACGAGCUUUCCACGACGAGUUAACGCUUUCGGCUGAAAUUCGCGAGUCGAUCAACCGAUUUCUGCCGACCUACGAGGCCAAACGGGACAAGGAGCGCAAGAACAGCAACGCGAAGUUCGAAGAAACGGACUCCGAAUCAACUCUAAGCGUCGCCGUCGAGAAACUCAGCAUGGUGGGCUUCUGAAUACUCGACGUCGACGUCGACUUCAGAUUCCUCGAAGCGCCGAGUUGCUGUGGGGACGACAUCCGACCAAGGGCGACGUCUCCAACUUCCCGGUCGUCAGAAUCCGCAACGUCGUCGCCUUUCCUGGCGUCCCCAAGUUUUGCGAACGCGCCUUCGACAUGCUUCAGGUAUCAUUUUUUGCAAAUAUAAUGUAUUCACAUUUUUUGAGUCAGAACAAUAAUUUUUUAUCAAUGAACAUUCAAUGAAUUUUAUGAUUUUCCAUGAAAGUUUCUUUCUGCUUCGCUUUAGUCACUGGAAACCUGUUUUUUGUGAAUUCCGUGAGAAAAAAAAAAGUAAAUAAGUUGUCGCGUGAGGUACGACGUCUUCUGCACGGUUGGGCGAUAUUUUUUCGUAGUGGAAGUCUUCUUUCCCAGAUAGUUCAUAAGAUUCUGAAAAACACAGGAUCAACUCUUCCCGCCGCAAGAAAGGCCUAGAUUUUACGCCGAAACAUUCUUCACGGAUCUCGACGAGUUUGAAUUCUCGAAGAAGCUGACGGCCCUCGCGGCGAAAUUCGAAGGAAGCAGCGUCCAAAUAGGCAGCUAUCCUGUCGUCAAAAACAUGUUUGGAUCUCAAUUCACUACUAUUGUUUAAUGCAAGCCUAGGUAUUUCAAAGCCAAGCUCAUUGUGGAGUGUGAGGACACGGAAAAACUGGGGGAGGUGACGGCUGAGAUCAAGGAAAUGCUCAAAGGUCGGAUUUCGUUCGGAUUUUAUUAAGUUCAGAGAAAAGUUAGCGUAGCCUCUACGUGGUAAAAUAAUUCAAAAAAAUUAGAAAAUUCGACUACGUGCUCUUUGACAAUCUUGUAAUCUUUCACGGCAAAAUAAAUUUAGGAAGAAAUUUUAUUAAGGAUCCAGAAAUGUAAAUUUUCGAACGAAAAACGGGCGUGCUCUGGGCUUUCCUGAGCAAGUCUAGAAAUAAAGAGUGUUGGCGCCGCUAAAGUUGCCACUGGAAAUGCUCAGAAACGUCCAAUUCUCUUUAUCGAGGUCCCAGCAAGUAGGGCUAUUUUUGAUAGCCGUGGAGCACCCUUUCAUGUGAUAUCUUCACAAAUCAGACCUGUCCCACCUCAUUCUUUAGAGACUAGUUCAUUUAAGAAUUGAAGCUAAUAAACCUAAGAACUGCAGACCACAUCAUCUACUAUGAUGACUGCGCCUGGAUCGACAGCCCCAACAAGUUGAAGGCCUUCAAAGAACGGGAGAAGGUCAGCGACGCCGAGUUCGUGAGCCGACUCGAGGAAGCCGAAAAGAUAACCGAGAAAAUCCUGGAAGAAUAUUCGUCAGUUCACUAUUUGGACGAGUCGAAAACUUCCAAUUUCUUUAGCCUUGACCAAAUCGCCUUGUCUUUCAACGGCGGAAAAGACUGCACAGUUUUGCUGCAUCUGCUUCGAGCAAAAGUCGAUGAGUUGAGAUUGUUUCGGAUCCCAUUUCGGAACGGAUUUCUCUCAGGAAAUACGGUCCGAACGUGCCCAUUCAAGGGUUCCACAUUAUGGUGGAAGACCAGUUCCCCGAGGCGACGCAGUUCAUCAUCGACUCUGCUCUUCGGUUUGAAUGAUCAAUUUCAGACAGAAGAGUCCUAUAAAUUAUUUCGAACAGUUUUAGCUUCAUCUUAUUUCUAAGUUUGUAACCACUAAAAAGUUUCGAAUGAAAACUUCAGUUUUCCGAAUUUUCUUUGCCAUUUAAUUAACGCAGAAAUCUGCAUUUUCCCCGCAAGUCGGUUAAAUUUUCCGCCUUUUCAUUCAUUCGCACAAAUUAUUUUUUUAAAACUUUUUUUUCAUCAAAACCCUGUUAUUAUAUAAAUCUCCAAUUCUACGAUUCUCCGUACCAUUUUAGGCAUAUCAUUGACAAGCAAAAAAUAUUACAACGUGGAAAUUUAUCUCGAAAUUAUCAUAACUCACAUCAAGCUCUUGAAACAAGGAAAUGAAAAACUGUUCCGAUUCCAGCUACAACAUCACGGUGUUAGAAUUCCCUGGCCCUCUUCAAACCGGCCUGCAACUGUUGAAAAACCAACGGCCGCGAGUCGUCGCCGUCUUCAUGGGAAGCAGAGCGAGCGAUCCGAAGGGAAAGUACAUGAAGUGAGGCUUCUCCGAUUGCUUUCCGGCAGCCUCGAGUCCAGGUCGCCGGUCGAGUGGACCGACAAAAACUGGCCUCAACUUCUGCGAGUCUGUCCGAUCCUGCAGUGGAGCUACAACGACGUCUGGCAGGCCCUCAGAGGUCUCUGCGUUCCUUAUUGCGUCCUGUAUGACCAGGUUAGUUAUUUAGAAUGCUUUCCAUGUUUACUCUUAUUUUAAUUCAUAUGUUCCUAUUUUAUUCCAUCUUAAUCGCUAAAGUUGUCAAUUGAAGGGCUACACGUCGCUCGGCGGCCGUGACAACACGCGAAAAAACGAGAAGCUCCGCGUCACGGCGACUGAUGGACGCGACUUUUUCCUGCCGGCCUAUAAACUUGCCGACGAAGCUUUCGAACGAACCAACCGAUCCAGUAUCUAA